Messenger RNA from Sycon ciliatum, 2623 nucleotides. RefSeq lists its product as uncharacterized. The transcript has 14 exons. Lineage: Eukaryota; Metazoa; Porifera; Calcarea; Leucosolenida; Sycettidae. The record is from RefSeq and is a predicted model, not a curated record. Bases 278 to 1837 code for a protein of 519 amino acids. Gene Ontology annotation, molecular function: transmembrane transporter activity. Gene Ontology annotation, biological process: transmembrane transport.
GUGAUGUGCGCGGUGCUGCUUUUUUCAAAAAAACCGAAGUCCUUCCCGACGAAAACUAGAUGUGGGGAAGGAUCAAGGAAUGUUAUUGAUCUUUUGGCAGCGCGAGUUACUUCCAGCACAACCAUAACGUCUGCUUGUAAUGAAAUAAAAGCCCAUGGUAGCGAAGUCACUGGAAGUCACACAACAGUUGUUUGAAAGAAGACCCAGCAUUUAGCCAUUUACUAUUAUUAUCAAUAGUAUGACCCCAUGAACUUACUUCCGUUCGUUGUAGGUCUGUAUGUCGUUCACUGGAGCACGCCUGUCUUUCAUGAUGACUGAAGGGCGGCCCGCACAGAAACCCAAAUCCGAGCUGCGGCAAUGGAGAGCUUGGCUGGCUGUGUUCGGUGGAGCGCUGGUGCACCUCACCUUAGGGACUGUAUACACAUUUGGUAAUAUGAGCCCAUACAUCACAUCCUAUAUCAGAGAGCAUGGACAACAGAAAGACAUCACCUAUGGGACGUCAGUGUGGAUAUAUGCCUGUGCUAUCAUAGGCCAGGGCAGUAGUAUGUAUUUUGGUGGCAUCCUUGGUAGAUUGAUUGGACCACGCUGGACAACUCUGAUCGGUUCCCUUCUUAGCAGUGGUGGUGUGGCCCUGUCGUACUUUGCCAUCGUCAACUUUUAUGCCCUCUGUGCCACGUACGGGUUGAUGUUUGGCCUCGGUGUGGGCCUGGCGUACGUCAACCCGCUGAGCUGUGCGAUGAGGUGGAUGCCUAGCCACCGUGGCUUUGCCAAUGGCAUAGUGGUGGCUGGCUUCGGCGCCGGUGCACUGAUCUUUGACCAGGUGCAGACCAAGUACAUCAAUCCGCACAAUCUCAAGGUGUCAGUGCAUGAGCACGGCUCCUGCGGUAAAGAAGAGAGCUACUUUGGUGGCAAGGAUCCGAAGCAAGCCGAGCUACUGGAGCGCGUGCCCCAUUGCUUCUUGCUGCUGGGGUUGAUCUACGCGUGCAUGCAGAUUGUAGGCUGUCUGUUGCUGUCCAAUCCUCCGGAAGCAGAGCCUGAGGCACAGGGCUAUAAGAAGGUCAGUGCCGAGGAACCAAUAGGAGAUGUUAUGGAAUCGUCUGAGUCGACUUCAGGGGCACUGGAUAGCGCCCCUCGCUACCAGAUCGACCUCAACUGUGGCUGCUCUCGCGUCAAGAUGGGACCCAUUCACCGGCCGGCCACGAGUCGGUCGUUCUUCGGCGAGGACUUGUCACCGAAGCGUGCCGUUCCCACUUGGCUUUUUGCUAUCCUGUGGCUGACGUUCUUGGUCAAUGGACAAGCAGUUACCUAUGUGGCUACGCUGUACAAGGCGUUCGGCCAGUCUGUGCACAUUGGCAGUGAUCAUUUCCUGGCCAACGUGGGCACAAUUGCAUCACCAUUCAAUGCCUUUGCUCGCAUCUUCUGGGGAUUUAUCGCCGACCGCUACUCGUACAGGACUGCCAUGUUCUCCAUGACGUCCAUCUGCACUGUGCUGCUAUGCUCCUUCUACUUCACACCACAUCUUGGUCCAGCGGCCUACGCCAUCUGGGUGGCACUGCUCUUCUUCUGCCUGGGCGGAAACUUCUCCCUGUUCCCCUUUGCCACCGCCACGACGUUUGGUGACAAGUUUGUUGGUCCAAACUACGGCAUGAUAUUUUCCUCACAGGUCAUAUCAGGAGUACUUGGUGCAUCUCUGACAUCCAACCUCAUCUGCAAACUGGGCUAUGCUGGUUUGAUCCCGUUAUGUGCUGGCUUUCAGUUCAUCGGUGUUCUUCUGGCUCUGGUAUUCCCGUACCCCAGUCAAGUAGCAGCAUCACAGCAGAGGACUGUACAGCAGUAGUACAGUAGUAAGUACAUGUAAUAGUGUUUGUGAAGACGGCGGUGUCGCCAGCCAGCUGCCGUGUUCCACACUCUCUAUUUCGCCUGUGUGGUGAUGGCUCACUGUGCGUUGUGAAGAUGAUGCCUGGCCUGUGCAAGUUUGAAACCAGGGCACUUCACUGCAGUGCGGUGAUAGGACACAGCGAGUGCGUGUUGGAGAACAUUGGGUUUACCUUUUUUUGCAGCCAUGAUUCUAUCUUCCAUAUACAUACGUUGUUGAUAGUAACUUGAUAUCAUUUUCUACCGUGCUUGGCCAAGUUUGGGUGAGAUUUCCUAGCUCAGGUCUGGAUCCUGUAGUGCAAUUUUAUUAUCCCUGAUCCUCUCCACUGCCGCAUUCUGUGCAGUGUCUCAUUUUCACGUCAGGUCAUGCUGGACAUGGCUUCAUUUUCAUUUUUCAAUAUUCAUAAUAAUUUAUUUGCGGCAUUUUCUGCUGUGUGAGAUUCUUUACUUUUUAGUCCAUUCCCUUUCCACGGUCUGUACCGUUACUAAAUACUACAUACUGCUAUAGUUGAUGCUGCUUGUUCAUUAAGAGUUUUGACGUCGCUGCCCUGACCCAUCAGAGCACUACACAUUCAAUCUACCUUUUAAAAUUUAUUGUAUAUUCACACUAUCCACCAGAGUACUUGAGCAAUAGCUCACUUAUGUCCAUCAUUCAGCAGUCCAUCAAACAUGAAUAUGACACUGUAAGAAAUACCCGAUCGCCUACAAGUUACUUGUUGAGCAUUUUGUAAGAAAUAGACGUCAAGGA